AUGUCACCCACCAAAAUUCAUUCCGAGGUUCCAUCGUCAAUGGCGAGCUCUAAAUCGGCUCAAGUGGAAUAUAUUGAGAAGGAAAACACGCCAGAAGGCUCACCGGCUCGGCUUAGGCAUGGCCAGGCAGUUCAACAGUUGGACGAGGCGGCAGAAUCCCGCCUCCGUCGAAAAAUCGACCUGCACAUCGUGCCAACCGUAGCCAUUCUCUAUCUCUUUUGCUUCAUUGAUCGGACCAAUAUCGGAAAUGCUCGUCUUUCCGGGCUCGAGAAAGACCUUGGCCUGAAGGGCUACGAUUACAAUACGGUCCUGUCCGUAUUCUAUGUCAGCUACAUCAUCUUUGAAAUUCCCUCCAACAUGGCUUGCAAGGUGAUCGGUCCCGGCUGGUACCUGCCCGCGGUCUCGCUCGGAUUUGGUGUCACCACAGUGGCCUUUGCAUUCGUGCGGGAUAUCAACGCGGCGUGCGGUGUGCGGUUUCUACUCGGUGCCCUCGAGGCGGGAGUACUCCCGGGAGUCGCAUACUACAUGUCGCGGUGGUAUCGGAGGGGCGAGCUCGUGUUUCGGCUUUGUCUCUAUAUUGUCAUGGGGCCCUUUGCUGGCGCGUUCGGGGGUGUCCUGGCCUCGGCGAUCCUCAGUCUCGAUCACUUUGGUGGCACUAGAAGCUGGGAGAUGAUAUUUGCUAUUGAAGGAAUUAUCACCGUCGGCCUAUCGUGCAUUGCCUUUUUCACUUUGACGGACCGCCCCGAGACUGCAAGGUGGCUCAGCCCAGAGGAGAAGCAAUUCGCGACGCAACGAAUCUUGUCCGAACGUGUGGGAUCAACAGAACUCCUCGAUAAAUUGGAUGUCCCCAAAACGCUUCGCGGAAUUUUCAACCCUGUCGGAUUGACUACUGCGGUAGUUCUUCUGUUGAUCAAUAUCACAGUCCAAGGGCUUGCAUUUUUCCUCCCCACGAUUGUUCGCACGAUAUUUCCUGAUAGGUCGGUGGUGACUCAGCAGCUACUUACAGUCCCUCCCUAUACAUUCGGCUCCUUCGUUGUCCUUACUAUCUGUUGGUUUAGUUGGAAACUUGAUCGACGAAACUACUUUAUGACGCUCGGCUCCUCGAUCGUGAUACCAGGAUACAUUAUUUUUCUGGCCACCACGAAUAGUAUGGCUCGAUAUAUUGCCACAUUCCUCGUUGCCGCCGGCUCUUUUUCGUUUGGGGCCCUCACCCAGGCGCAAAGCGCGGCAAAUGUGGUGUCCGAUACGGCCAGGUCUGCUGCUAUCGGCACAACGGUCAUGUUUGGAAAUAUCGGCGGUCUAAUUUCGACCUGGUCAUUCUUGCCUGCCGACGGACCCAAUUACCCCGUAGGGAAUGGUCUAAAUCUUGCGACAAACUCGACCAUCGUUCUAACCACGCUGCUCCUUGGAUGGUGGAUGAGAAUGGAUAACAAGAAGCGUGAUCGACAAAGCGCGGCGGGACACCAGGCGCUCCAGGAGGCCAGCGAGAGGCAAAUUCAUGACCUCGACUGGAGACAUCCAGAUUUCCGGUGGAAAGAUUGA
Molecule: messenger RNA, 1542 nt
Organism: Cladophialophora psammophila CBS 110553
Lineage: Eukaryota; Fungi; Ascomycota; Eurotiomycetes; Chaetothyriales; Herpotrichiellaceae
Exons: 6
Coding region: 1-1542 (513 amino acids)
Biological process (GO): transmembrane transport
Cellular component (GO): membrane
Molecular function (GO): transmembrane transporter activity
Source: RefSeq, a predicted model, not a curated record